UGCAGUCAUACCACAUGCGCAGAAGAAGGGUAGCGACGGUUAACACAAAGGGAACCAAGCCAAGGCUAAAGCGAAAGAGGUAGGAACGGUGGUUAGGGACGUUGGUACCAGAAGCAGCUAACUUGGCCCCGAUGACGUGAAGCUUCAUCUUGAGGGUUUUACGAGCGACUUGAACGGCAGAGUGGAAAAGCUUUAAAAGGAUUCACCAUGAGUCAGGCGUAGACCAGUGUUCUGACCGACCUUAUCCUUAGAAGGAGAAACCGAAGCUCUGAAAAGGAUUUGAAAUAAAACUUCAGGGCUAUGCAAAUCACGUUUGAUCGGCGAUGCUUCAUUGUAUUGGGAUUGCUCAGUCUUCUCAAGGCCGUCUCUGUCAACUCGUGCUUCAUCACGAACUGCCCAUCGGGAGGCAAGAAAAGGUCGGAAUUAUUGACCGUUGCCAGUAGAAAGUGCCCUCCAUGUGGUCCACUUGGCAUGGGUCAAUGCUUUGGUCCAUCAAUGUGUUGCGGUCAAUACAUUGGUUGUCACCUGAAUACGCCCGACACUCAAGUCUGCAAAACCGAGAAUUCAAAUCCAAUACCGUGCGAUAAUGAUGUGCCUCGUUGUCAGUCCGUGCGACGAGGCUUUUGCGCCACCAAUGGAUUUUGCUGCAAUGAUCAAGGCGAAUGUACGCCAGAAGAAAAAUGUCUUGUCGAAAAUCUGUCGGAUUUUCCUAGCCCAUUCAUUCUCCGGCGACACCUAUCAUCAUCUGCAAGCUUAGCAUCUAGGCCUACGGUGGAGAAAGCAAUGAUUACCAUACCACAACCGAAUGCGAAGGCUUAUCAAGAAGCUCUAAAUCUUAUGCAGAUAAUACCGAAAUCUAACUCAGCCUUGAACAAAUAUCUGUCUCGCCAUGGCGAUGUGAAGUAAUAUAGCUUUGUUUGGGUUAAUUAUGUUUCCUUGAAAUGAAAACACCUUGACUGCCGUAGCUGGAGGGUUGCCAAUGAGUGUUGUUGCCUUACUGUGAGUCCUUCAAUUUAUGUUGAUAAGAUGAAAUACCUUCACACUACAGCUUUCCAAAUUCUUAGCAUCUUCUUUCUUCAGUUCAUUAAUCAAACUUCAAUGCAUUUUCCGAGGAGGAUUGUCAAUGUAAUUGAUACUUAUUAUAACCCCACGUCUCCUCAAAAACACCAUGGCUCCUCGAAGGGCAUUACUUCUCAAUCAAUACCUAACAAAACAAAUGGAAGUCGUGACUAAAUUGAAGGCCAAAGCGUAUAUUACAUGGAAUUCAGCAGAGUCGAGAUUGAAAGAAGAGAAGAUUUGACUUCAAUCUGUACAAAUGUAUCAUUGUACUGAGGAUCAAAGGGCCCACUUCUGAGGAUUGCCUGCAUCUUGCAAUUAUAAAUGCUGUUUUGAUGGUUCUACGAAAGGAAGCAAUAAAACCUUUAACUGUCCCAUAAACAUGUUUGAACGGCACCUUUUUCUUAUUGAAUUGCUGAAAUAUGCAUUGCUUGUACUUGGCAAACAAAUCAAAGUAGACACUGGUAGCAAUUCCUUGAGAUAUUUUAUGGAUACUACGAAAAAUAUGCGGAGUUGUAAUUGUUGAUUCUUUAUCCUAAAUCUGCGCAUGUUGGUGUGAAAAUUAACUACCUGGUUGCUUUGGAUAUACUUAAUUUUGGGCGGGCCAUCUUGAUGUCAUGACACAUACGAGGGUCCCUGGACAACUGCUGUCAACGGAGAACUUCACCAAGUACAAAGAAUUAAGAAGAGUCUGUUUGAUUUCAACAAUUGAUAUGUAUCAAUCAAAAAGUUACUUUUUAUACCGAUCCAUGAAAAACUGAAUCGGAAGAACAUGCAACUUAAGAACAUGAUUGCCAACCUUGUAAUCAAGUACAUUAUUGCAAUCUUCCGUCAUAUCAUUACAAAUGGGAAUCUAUGAAAUAAGUAGAUGAUGACAAGAGUCAGACCAAAAAUGUUUUACAUAAAACAUAUUUUUCACAUAUUUUGGGAUUUGGGGGCCCAAAAAAAUAUUCUUGUCCAUUUUCA
Molecule: messenger RNA, 2022 nt
Organism: Tigriopus californicus
Lineage: Eukaryota; Metazoa; Arthropoda; Copepoda; Harpacticoida; Harpacticidae
Product: oxytocin-neurophysin 1-like
Exons: 4
Coding region: 301-906 (201 amino acids)
Cellular component (GO): secretory granule; extracellular region
Molecular function (GO): neurohypophyseal hormone activity
Source: RefSeq, a predicted model, not a curated record